Arvicanthis niloticus (Nile rat) is the source of this 3542-nucleotide messenger RNA. The record is from RefSeq and is a predicted model, not a curated record. Lineage: Eukaryota; Metazoa; Chordata; Mammalia; Rodentia; Muridae.
GAGAACAACCGGGGUUCACCCUGCUGGAGGUGGGGUGGGGGGUGGAGGUGGCGGGGGCCCUGCGUACAAGGGGGAAGGGUCAUUUUGUGAGUCUCACUACUACUUCCGGGAGACGCCUCGGAAAGGAGGACGUGCUAAGGGGCGGGGGGCCGAGGGGAGAGGCACUUACCUCUUAUCCGAUUGGUUAGUUGCUUGCUGGUUGAGCUUUUCUAGUUGCUGAUUGGCCCCAAAGCCAAAUCCAGGUCGCAGGGGAAGCGUUACUUGAGGCUAGAUUGAGGUGAGAUUGGUCGGGUUCCUGAGGCCAGUUUGUGUGUUGGAGUAGGGAUUUCAUCUUAACCCCAGUCCCGGGCCUCGAUUAACAGGAUGAGCAGCUCUCAAAAAAGGCACAAACAUCAGAAGCAUGGAUACAGUCUCGUCUGUUAGAGUAAUAUUCAAAGGAAAAUAAGGAAACUAGAAGUCUCAGGAUGAAUCCAGCUAGAUGGAGAUCAGGUGGUAGUGGAGAAGAGAUCUCAUUUCAAGAAAAUGAGAGAAGAUGGCAGCAAGAGCGUCUCCACAGAGAAGAAGCCUAUUAUCAGUUUAUUAAUGAGCUCAAUGACGAAGAUUAUCGGCUAAUGAGAGACCAUAAUCUUUUAGGCACCCCUGGAGAAAUAACAUCAGAGGAGCUGCAGCAGCGUUUAGAUAGAGCAAAGGAACAGCUGGCAUCUCAGCCUGGCUCCGACAGUGGGAUGAGUGAUGGAGACUCAGAAAACCUUAGAGAAAAUUCAGAUGAGGAUUCUCUGCUGCGAUGGCUGAACACCUUUCGGCGCACUGGGAAUGUGACUCGAAGUGGACAGAAUGGGAACCAAAGCUGGAGGGCUGUGAGUCGAACAAACCCCAACAGUGGCGAGUUCGGGUUUAGCCUGGAAAUCCACAUAAAUCCUGACAACAGAGGUUCUGAAACGCAUGGAGAGGACUCCAUGGACAUUCCUCUGUCAGGUGUUAGCAGAGAGCAUGUGCAGCAAAGACCAUCGAGUCCUGUGGCUAGGCGAACCAGAAGCCAGACCUCCAUGAGCUCCACUGGUAGUGUCUCCAGUGUUCCCAGGGGUAGGCGAGGUGCGAGGAGGCAAGGUUCUGUGCAAGGAUCAUUCACAGCCCUGGGAAGGUUAAGGAAUGGAAUUGGAGCAGCACUUGGAGUUCCCAGAGUUAGUGCUCCUCAUCCUAAUGUUAUUAACACCCACACAAGCCAGUCAGAUGGUAGUACUCUCAGGCAAAACGGACGACAGCGGUUUGGAGCAGCACAUAUCUGGGAAAACGGGGAUAGAAGUAAUGUUACAGUGAGGAACACAAACCAAAGAUUAGAGCCAAUAAGAUUACGUCCUGCUUUCAGUAGUCGAAGCCGGUCCCCCAUUCAGAGACAGAAUGGUACUGUUCAUCAUAAUUCCCAAAGGCAGGGUAGACCGCGACAGCAAACGGGUAGAAACAGGUCUGUUAGGCACAGAGGUGUAACUCGAGUCUUCUUAGAACGAGGUAGAGAACGCAGAGGUACCAAUUAUACCCCGCUGUCCAACUCAAGACUUGUGUCAAGAAUAACAGUAGAAGAAGGAGAAUCCAGCAGGUCCUCAGCUGCUGCACAGCGCCAUCCAGCGAUCACACUAGACCUGCAAGUCAGAAGGAUUCGUCCUGGAGAAACUAGAGAUAGAGAUAGCAUUGCAAAUAGAACCCGAUCUAGGGCAGGACUGGCAGAAAGUACAGUUGAGAGCAACAGUGGGGGCUUCCACAGAACUAUUUCUCAUUUAGAACGGUCAGGUGUCCGAACCUAUGUGAGUACCAUUACAGUUCCUCUUCGUAGGAUUUCUGAGAAUGAGAUGGUUGAGCCAUCCUCUGUGGCUCUUCGGUCAAUUUUAAGGCAGAUCAUGACUGGGUUUGGCGAGCUGAGUUCUCUAAUGGAGGUGGAGCCUGCAUCAGAGAAUCAAAGCAAUGGUCAGCAUUUACCAGAGGUGUACCUAGAACUUAGUAAUGGAGUUGCAGCUGAUGCCAGUGGUCAGCAUGGAGGAGCUUCCUCACAGGCCAGUCAGGCCCAGGAAGACAGGGCUGAAAUGCUAGAUGUGAACGAGCCCACCCCGCCACAGGCUCGCACCAGUGGCAAUAGAAAUAGAAGGCAGUUACGAAGGGCAGACAAUGUAGUCGAGGCAGGAGCAUUACCCAUUCUGCGCCUUGCUCAUUUCUUCUUACUGAAUGAAGGUGAUGAUGAUUCAAUUCGUGGUUUAACCAAAGAGCAGAUUGACAAUCUUUCUACCAGGAGUUAUGAGCAAAGCGGAGUUGACAGUGAGUUAGGUAAAGUGUGUAGCGUGUGCAUCAGUGACUAUGUGGUGGGGAAUAAGCUCCGGCAGCUGCCUUGUCUGCACGAGUUUCACAUUCACUGUAUUGAUCGCUGGCUGUCAGAGAACUGUACUUGCCCCGUCUGUCGGCGGCCUGUCUUAGAACUCGGGGCCACAAACAGUGGGUGAGAAAUGGGGUGCUCAGUGCUGUGUGUUCCCGGAGCCUCAUAGUCAAAUGCUUUCCCUGAGUUACUUGUGAUGAGGUAACCAAGACAAACCUAUCAGAUUAUAGUUAGCACUAUUUUUUGUGUGCUUUUUUAAAAAACUUGUUACAAAGAGUUUGUUUAUAUAAAAAAAUUUAAAAUGCAGAUGUUAAAUUAUCCAAAAGUAAAGAAUAGUUAAUAUUGCUAGAACCAAAUAACCUUUAAAAUGUUUUUAUUUUGGUAAUUUUGUCAUGCUAAGCACUUUUGUAUCUGCACAACUCAGUACGUUAGGGAUCUUGUCUUUCUCCUAAUACUGCAGUAGGUUUGCUGGGGUUCUCAGUCUCAGCUCAGUGCUUUGUUUAGACACUACUGUCUGAGUCUUUGUAGACUGUUAGGCUGAAUGUCUGCUAGAUAGACUUAAGUUACUUGAAAUGAUAAUUUAACACGUGGCACACUGUAUGUGUGUAUGCAAGUAUGUAACUGUGGGAACAUAUCCAGGCUAAAAACUAUAAGACUGAGACUUAAGCUUUGGGGCUUAGACUGCAUAUGGCACUGUGUUAACAGUGACAAGAUCAUCUCUAAGAGGAAGUGAAUUAAGAUACAGUUUUAAGAUAGAGAUUGUUUACUGAAGCGUGUCUGACAAUCUGAUUUACUAGAGAGUGAGUGCACUAGUAAUGAGUUCACUAAUGAGUAGUGAGUUCACUAAUAAUGAACCUAGUAUUUCUUUAUUCAUGGAAUGUGGAAAUUUUAUGACAGAUAGUUUAAGUUUGUCCUUUCUGUGAUUUUUUUUUUUUAGAAGUAUAAAUACUUCUUGGGGUUAAAUAGGGUUUACAGCAUGCUUGAUUUCUCAAAUUUAGCUUUAAAAUCUAAAAUGCUUUAAAGUCUAUAAAGUAGUGAAAUGCAUAGAAAAUAUGUAAAUUUGGAUGCCAAAAAGCUCCAAAUAAGAGAAAAGCCUUUAAAAAAACAUAGAGUUUAUAUACACACAAAGUAUGCAUUAAAGUCUAUUUCUACCAAUAAACAUUAAAGACUGUGUGCGAGCUCA